Messenger RNA from Cebus imitator (Panamanian white-faced capuchin), 8275 nucleotides. It is a transcript of the gene ZNF106, whose product is annotated as zinc finger protein 106. The record is from RefSeq and is a predicted model, not a curated record. Gene Ontology annotation, cellular component: membrane; cytosol. Lineage: Eukaryota; Metazoa; Chordata; Mammalia; Primates; Cebidae. Bases 196 to 5901 code for a protein of 1901 amino acids. Gene Ontology annotation, molecular function: RNA binding; SH3 domain binding. The transcript has 22 exons.
CGCUGUGCGCCUGCGCGCUGGCGGCGGCUGUGGCGGGGCCCGGCGGGGAGCGGGUCCGGAGCAGGCUCCCGGACCCAAAUCUGAAGGGGGAGUGUGGGGCGUCAGGGAGCUCCCUCGCCUGGCCUUCGGCGGCCUGAUGGAGUAAGAGGGGUUGGCUGUGAAUGUGUGACGUUGCGUGCUUCAGAUCUGGUCACUAUGGUACGAGAACGAAAAUGCAUAUUGUGCCACAUUGUGUACAGCUCAAAAAAGGAGAUGGACGAACACAUGCGGAGCAUGUUGCAUCACAGGGAACUUGAGAACCUGAAGGGCAGGGACAUUAGUCAUGAGUGCCGAGUGUGCGGGGUCACAGAAGUGGGUCUUUCUGCAUAUGCAAAGCACAUUUCUGGCCAGUUGCACAAAGAUAACGUUGAUGCCCAGGAAAGAGAAGAUGAUGGAAAAGAAGAGGAAGAGGAAGAAGAUUAUUUUGACAAGGAACUCGUUCAGUUAAUAAAACAAAGGAAAGAACAAAGUCGACAAGAUGGACCUUCCAAAAGCAACCAAGAAGUAAACUCUGAUGACAGACGACCCCAAUGGAGACGAGAAGACCGAAUUCCUUACCAAGACAGAGAGAGUUACAGCCAGCCUGCAUGGCAUCAUCGUGGACCUCCACAACGGGAUUGGAUGUGGGAAAAAGAUGCCUUUAAUAAUACUAGGCAAAACAGCUUUCCACAUGCUUUGAGGAAUGGUGGUGGACCAAGAGGACGUUCUGGGUGGCAUAAGGGUGUUGCGGGAGGCUCCUUGACUUGGUUUCACAACUAUAGUAAUUCUGGAGGUGGUUGGCAUUCAAAGAGUGGAGCAGUUGAUUGGAAUCAUAAUGGUCCAGGAAGGAAUUCCAGUUGGCAUUCUGAAGGAACAGGUGGCUUUUCCAGUUGGCAUAUGAACAACAGUAACGGAAACUGGAAAUCCAGUGUACGUAGUACAAAUAAUUGGAAUUACAGUGGCCCUGGAGACAAAUUUCAACCAGGCAGAAACAGAAAUUCUAACUGUCAAAUGGAAGACAUGAAUAUGCUAUGGAACAAGAACUCUAGUAAGUCGAGCAAAUACAAUCAUGACAGAUAUAAUUGGCAGCAGCAAGAAAAUGACAAACUUGGUACAGUUGCCACAUAUAGAGGUCCUUCUGAAGGAUUUACAAGUGAUACAUUUCCUUCAGAAGGCUUACUCGACUUCAAUUUUGAGCAGCCGGAAAGCCAAACCACUAAGCAAACAGACACUGCAACUUCCAAAGUAAGUGGAAAGAAUGGCAGUGCGGCAAGGGAAAAGCCUCGUCGCUGGACACCUUACCCUUCUCAGAAGACUCUGGAUUUACAGUCGGGAUUGAAAGAUGUCACUGGUAACAAGUCAGAAAUGAUAGAGAAACCUCUCUUUGAUUUUAGCUUGAUAACUGCGGGAAUACAAGAGUCCCAAACUGAUGAAACACAUAAUACCCCAACACAGAAAACACAAAAAGAAAUACAUACUGGAUCUCUUAAUCAUAAAGCCUCUUCUGACUCUGCUGCUUCCUUCGAGGUAGUGAGACAGUACCCCAUUACAGAAAAACCUGAACAAGAGCAUACCCCAAAUAAAAUGCCAUCAUUGAAAUCCCCGCUCCUUCCAUGUCCAGCCACUAAAUCAUUUCCUCAAAAGCAAGAUCCAAAGAAUACCUCAAAAAACACCAAAAUGAAAUUUUUUUCUUCAGGAGAACGGUCAAAUCCCUUGAACAAGAACCAUGCAGAAGAUAACCAUGGUUCUUCUUACAUAUCCAAACUGCGUAGUUCAUGUCCUCGCGUUUUAAAAGGGAAUAAAAAUACAUUUGGCUCUCAAAAGGAAUCUGGUGAUAAUUUAAAUGAUACAUUGCAAAAGGCCAAAGAGGUGCUACAGUGUCAUCAGUCAUUGCAAAAUCCACUUCUUAGCACUUCUAAAAGGACCAGGAACUAUGCAAAAGCAAGUAGAAAUGUAGAAGAAUCUGAAAAAGGGUCUUUGAAAAUUGAGUUUCAAGUGCACGCAUUAGAAGAUGAAAGUGAUGGGGAGACAUCUGACACAGAAAAGCAUGGAACAAAAAUUGGAACCCUAGGUUCUGCAACUACAGAAUUACUAUCCUGUAGCACUCAUACUGCUGAUGAGAAAGAGGAAGAUGACCAAAUCCUGAAGACUUCUAGGGAACUAUCCACUUCCCCAUGUAAUUCCACAGUUCACCAGAAAGAAUCUGAGUUACAAAUGACAUCUGCAGCCAGUUCACACCCUGGCUUAUUGCUAGACUUAAAAACCUCUCUAGAAGAUGCACAGGUUGAUGGCUCUGUUAAACCUCAUGUAUCUUAUGAAACAGAAGGCUUUGAUAGUAGUAGCUUGGAAGCAGAGCUUCAGAAAAGUGAUAUCAGUCAUCCCUCGGGCCCUCUCCUGCCUGAACUAAGUAAGCUGGGCUUUCCUGCCUCACUCCAGAGGGAUCUCACCCGGCACAUUAGUUUGAAGAGCAAAACUGGAGUACACCUUCCUGAGCCAAACCUCAAUAGUGCCCGCCGCAUUCGCAAUAUUAGUGGUCACCGUAAGAGUGAGACAGAGAAGGAGUCUGGGCUCAAGCCAACCCUACGGCAGAUUCUCAAUGCUUCUCGGAGAAAUGUCAACUGGGAACAGGUCAUUCAGCAAGUAACCAAGAAAAAGCAAGAGCUGGGCAAAGGCUUACCCAGGUUUGGCAUAGAAAUGGUACCCCUUGUUCAAAAUGAACAAGAAGUCUUGGAUUUGGAUGGAGAACCUGAUCUGUCCAGUCUAGAAGGAUUCCAGUGGGAAAGUGUUUCCAUUUCCUCCUCCCCUGGCUUGGCAAGAAAGCGAAGCCUUUCUGAGAGCAGUGUGAUCAUGGACAGAGCUCCUUCUGUGUAUAGCUUCUUCAGUGAGGAAGGUACAGGCAAAGAAAAUGAGCCCCAGCAGAUGGUUUCACCUAGUAACUCAUUGAGGGCUGCACAGAGUCAGAAAGCAACCAUGCACCUCAAACAAGAAGUGACACCUCUGGCUGCCUCCCUCCAAACAGGUGAAAGGGCUGAAAAUGUUGCUACCCGAAGGGGACAUAGUGCACAAUUACCCUCUGACCAUAUAAUACCCUUGAUGGCCUCGGCAAAAGACUUGAACAGCCAGGGGAGGUCUGUACCACCUUCAGAGAAUCAGAAUUCCCAGGAGAGUAAUGGAGAAGGAAACUCUCUAUCAUCAAAUGCAUCCUCAGCCCUUGUGAUCUCCAGUUUAGCUGAUGCAGCCACAGAUAGUAGCUGUACCUCUGGUACUGAACAAAAUGAUGGCCACAGUAUUAGAAAGAAACGAAGAGCCACUGGAGAUGGAUCUUCUCCUGAACUCCCAAGCCUUGAGAGAAAAAAUAAAAGAAGGAAAAUUAAAGGAAAAAAAGAACGUUCUCAGGUUGACCAGCUGCUGAACAUUUCUUUAAGGGAGGAAGAACUUAGUAAGUCAUUGCAGUGCAUGGAUAACAAUCUUCUGCAAGCCCGUGCAGCCCUUCAGACAGCUUAUGUGGAAGUUCAGAGGCUGCUUAUGCUCAAGCAGCAGAUAACUAUGGAGAUGAGUGCACUGAGGACCCAUAGAAUACAGAUUCUACAGGGAUUACAAGAAACAUAUGAACCUUCUGAGCACCUAGACCAGGUUCCCUGUAGCCUUACACGAGAACGAAGGAACAGUAGAUCUCAAACAUCCGUUGAUGCUGCACUGCUGCCUACUCCCUUUUUCCCACUUUUUCUGGAGCCUCCAUCAUCCACCGGAGCCUCUCUUCAAGUAACCACAUCUCCUACUUUCCAAGCCCAUGGCAGUGUCCCUGCUCCAGACUCAUCAGUUCAUAUUAAACAAGAACCCAUGUCUCCUGAACAAGAUGAUAAUGUGAAUGCUGUGCCACAAGGCUCUGCCUGCAAUGUGUCCAAGGAAUUACUGGAAGCUAAUAGAGAGAUCAGUGACAGUUUUCCAGUUUAUCCAGUCAUCACUGCCAGAUUGUCCUUAUCAGAGUCAACAGAAAGUUUCCGUGAGCCUAGCCAAGAACUGAAGUCUUCUGUGGAGCAAAGACAUACCAGAAACAGAGAAAACUCUCCCUCUUCCCAAUCAGCUGGUCUUUCUAGCAUAAAUAAAGAAGGGGAAGAGCCAACCAAAAGCAAUAGUGGGUCUGAAGCUUGUACUAGUUCUUUUCUAAGAUUGUCUUUUGCUUCAGAAACCCCUUUGGAGAAGGACCCCCACUCUCCAGCUGACCAGCCUGAACAACAGGCAGAAUCCACUUUGACAUCAGCUGAAACUAGGGGAAGCAAGAAAAAGAAGAAGCUUCGGAAGAAAAAAACUCUACGGGCUGCCCAUGUUCCUGAGAAUAGUGACACUGAACAGGAUAUUUUGACUGUUAAACCUGUAAGGAAAGUAAAAGGUGGAAAGUUAAUUAAAGGGGGGAAAGUAACAACCUCCACUUGGGAAGACAGCAGGACUGGUCAGGAGCAGGAGAGUGUCAGAGAUGAGCCAGAUAGUGACUCAUCUCUGGAAGUCCUAGAAAUUCCUAAUCCUCAGUUAGAAGUAGUAGCUCUUGAUUCUUCAGAAUCGGGAGAAGAGAAACCAGACAGCCCAUCUAAAAAGGAUAUUUGGAACUCUACAGAGCAAAACCCGCUAGAAACUUCUCGUUCUGGGUGUGAUGAAGUUAGCUCUACUAGUGAAAUUGGCACUCGCUAUAAAGAUGGCAUCCCUGUAAGUGUGGCAGAAACUCAAACUGUGAUCUCCUCCAUAAAAGGAUCAAAGAAUUCUUCAGAAAUAUCUUCAGAGCCAGGAGAUGAUGAUGAACCCACAGAAGGAAACUUUGAGGGGCACCAAGCUGCUGUAAAUGCAAUUCAGAUAUUUGGGAACUUACUGUAUACCUGUUCAGCAGAUAAAACUGUCCGGGUUUAUAAUCUGGUGAGUCGGAAAUGUAUUGGUGUCUUUGAGGGUCAUACCUCCAAAGUUAAUUGCCUCCUGGUUACUCAGACCUCUGGGAAGAAUGCUGCCCUUUAUACUGGGUCCAGUGACCAUACCAUCCGCUGCUAUAAUGUUAAGAACCGAGAGUGUGCCGAGCAGUUACAGCUGGAAGAUCGGGUCCUCUGCCUCCACAGUAGAUGGCGAAUCCUCUAUGCGGGACUGGCAAAUGGCACUGUGGUCACCUUCAACAUAAAGAACAACAAACGACUUGAGAUCUUUGAAUGCCAUGGCCCUCGUGCAGUCAGCUGUCUUGCCACAGCUCAGGAAGGUGCCCGAAAGCUGCUGGUGGUGGGAUCCUAUGACUGUACCAUCAGUGUACGUGAUGCACGGAAUGGGCUGCUUCUCAGAACUCUGGAGGGCCACAGCAAAACCAUUCUUUGCAUGAAGGUGGUGAAUGAUCUUGUAUUCAGUGGCUCCAGUGAUCAGUCAGUCCAUGCCCACAACAUUCACACUGGUGAGCUCGUGCGGAUCUAUAAAGGUCACAAUCAUGCAGUGACUGUGGUGAAUAUCCUAGGAAAAGUGAUGGUGACUGCUUGCCUGGACAAAUUUGUUCGUGUCUAUGAAUUACAGUCUCAUGAUCGGCUACAAGUUUAUGGAGGACACAAAGACAUGAUUAUGUGUAUGACCAUCCAUAAAAGCAUGAUUUACACUGGCUGUUAUGAUGGCAGUAUUCAGGCUGUGAGGCUUAAUCUGAUGCAGAAUUUCCGUUGUUGGUGGCAUGGUUGCUCUCUGAUAUUUGGCGUUGUCGAUCAUUUAAAACAACACUUACUGACCGACCAUACUAAUCCGAACUUCCAAACUCUGAAAUGUCGCUGGAAGAACUGCGAUGCUUUUUUCACUGCUAGGAAAGGAUCCAAACAGGAUGCUGCAGGACAUAUUGAACGACAUGCUGAAGAUGACAGCAAAAUUGAUUCAUGAAGUUUUUGCCUCCCAUGUUGGGAAGUCAUUAGUUGAACUAUUUUCACAUUGGCCCCCCACACACGCCACUCUCUUCCCUUCCCCAGUGAAACAAGGAAGGGUAUAGUGGUUACUAGCCAGGCUUACCCCUAGCAUAAGUCUGGGCAGCUCUAUGGGAUAAUAGAGGACACUUUAAGUUCUUGCUGGAGGUUUCAAACAGAUUUAGACAGAUGUUAAGGAACCAUACGCCUCUGGGACAGCAUGGCAUAUAAUGAUUUAUGCUACUAGCGUUCUCCAGAUGUUUAUUAAAGAUACAGAUCCUAAUUGGUUACCCAGUUUGACCCUAAUCAUAUGUAUAUUUUAUUGAUUUCAGUUUGCAAUUUUUUGUUUAUAUUCUUAUGAUGGUUUAAACCUGUAGUCAGGCUUUUAAAUACAAGUUUGUUUAAGUGCUAGACUUUCAGGAUCAGUUUUAAUUUCUCCAUUUGUAAUAGCCAGGUAUUUAAAUUGGAAGCAAAUAGUUUUCUUUCUUAACAAUUAUGUGCAGUGCAUGUCACUGUUUUUUUGCUUUAUAGAUGGACAGAGCUGGCUUUAAGCGCUAAAGGACACGGUAGAUUUUUGACAAACAGUGGCUGCUCUGCUGACUAUAUUUUAGGAAUUCAGAAAGCAAAUCACAUAGUGACAAGUCCUUACAGACACCACUUCCUAGUAAAUGUCUAUAAAUGUGGAUAGAAAGCUCAGCGUGAGGCAGUACAUAGACCUAAUGUCUACCUUUACGUUUGCUGUUGAACCUGGCACUCCUUGCUACAGAUCCUGUCAGGCUGUUGGAACUGGAGGUGUACCUUUAUCUUCCUUUCUAGUGUCUGACCCUGCAAGCCUGAUGUCGGCUUGAACCCUUUUGGUUUGUUCAGUUGCCAACCUCCAUCUCUCCCACUGUAUGGCUGUGCCUAAACCGAUGGCAGCCAUCAAGUUUUCCUCUGGACCCACGGGGUGUUUUCCACCCCCCUGCAGCACCCAAGAUGGUGGGGAAGAGGGCUUAGAAUAAGGCAUCUGAAUAUGGUUUUUAGGACCUCAAGCAGACUUCCUAGAGACUUGUUUCUGAGACCAUUUCUUUGCCUUCACUUCCCUGCUAACUGGGAAAGAAAGUGCAGCAGAGUCUCUGCCUGGCCACUGAGAACAGCCAAAUUCACAAACCCUCAGGGGGGCUUUGUUUUUGGAUUUUUCUCUGGACUCAUCAGUAAACUUGGAGAAGUGUUGCUUUCCAACCGUUUGUUUCUGGAUCCUCAAAACUCAGAAAGUGGCUGGGUGUGGUGGCUCAUGCCUGUAAUCCCAGUACUUUGGGAGGCCGAGGCAGGCAGAUCACCUGAGGCUAGGAGUUCAAGACUAGCCUGGCCAACAUGGCAAAACCCUGUCCCUACUAAAAAUACAAAAAUUAGCUGGGCUUGAUGGCAGGCACUUGUAAUCCCAGCUACUCAGGAGGCUAAGGCAGGAAAGUCACUUAAACCUGUGAGGCGGAGGUUACAGUGAGCCAGAUCGAGCCACUGCACUCCAGCCUGGAUGACAGAGCAAUACUCUGUCUCAAACAACCAAACAACUUAGAAAGCUUCUUCAGAGAGAGAAAAUAAGGGGGAGGCACCCAGGACCACAUACCAAGCUUUGGGACAUGGUCCUUUCUGCUGUCUGGGAUUGCAGAGCAUCCAGGUCUGUCUUCACCCCUGUUAGUGUACACGCAUUCACUCACAUGUCUUCCCUCAGGCUCUCGGGCAGGGGGACUUCUCCAGGGGUUCAUGGAGAGGCUUCAAGAGGGUCUGCAAGCCCCCAGAAAUUGUGUAUGAGACUAAGUUUGUGUUCUUUUUUCCAGGAAAGGCUCCAGUGGGUCUUACUUGAUUCAGAAAAUGUUAAGAAUUAAUCUACGAGGCCAGGCACAGUGGCUCACGCCUAUAUCCCAGCACUUUGGGAGGCCAAGGCGGGUGGAACACUCGAGGUCAGGUGUUCUAGACCAGCCUGGCCAACAUGGUGAAACCCUGUCUCUACUAAAAAUAACAAAAUUAGUCAGGUGCGGUGGUGGGCAUCUGUAGUCUCAGCUACUCGGGAGGCUGAGGCAGGAGAAUCGCUUGAACCUGAGAGGCAGAGGUUGCAGUGAGCCGAGAUUGUACCACUGCACUCCAGCCUGGUGACAGAGCGAAACUCUACCUCAAGAAGAAAAAAAAAAGAGUUAAUCUAGGAAAUAAUGAAUGGCCUACUACUAUAUAAUAAAUGGCCCUACAAGCUCUUGACUUCUGUCCUUGGGGAAAGCUGUUUUGUUAACCACCCUAGUGAGCUUUAUGUGAUUAAUGGAGAACAAAGAUCAUCUUGCUGCAAAAGGUGUAUUAAAUAUUUGUGCUGUUUCUGUAUGAAA